Messenger RNA from Pteropus alecto (black flying fox), 2443 nucleotides. It is a transcript of the gene TACR1, whose product is annotated as tachykinin receptor 1. Gene Ontology annotation, cellular component: sperm midpiece; plasma membrane. The record is from RefSeq and is a predicted model, not a curated record. Gene Ontology annotation, biological process: positive regulation of flagellated sperm motility; G protein-coupled receptor signaling pathway. Gene Ontology annotation, molecular function: substance P receptor activity. The coding region runs from base 547 to 1770 and encodes 407 amino acids. The transcript is spliced from 5 exons. NCBI's taxonomy places the organism in Eukaryota, Metazoa, Chordata, Mammalia, Chiroptera, Pteropodidae.
CGGCGGCAGCGGCGGCAGCGAAAGCAAAGGAAAAAUUUCUAGCUGGACACGGUACCCGAGAAUCCCAGCCAUAGACUCAGAACUUUUACAGGUCGUGCUGUGACGAGCACCCUCCUUGGCCCCCAAGUCUUCAGGCAGUACAGGACUUUGCCUUCCCUGCUGCAGGCAGGGGGGAUAGGAGUUGCAAGCAGCAGCAGGUGCAGAAGGGCGGGGGUCUCCUGAUUCCUGGAACCGUGACCCACAGAAAAUUUCCCCCCUUUUCCAGCCCAACGCAGGAGAGAUGGUGUCUUCAGAUUUCUGAACUCAAAUGCUUCCUGAAGCUUGAAAGUAAAGGAAUUCAGAGCCACGAGGUGCAGACAGACAGUGCAUUAGAAGCCUUCAUCGUCCAAGCUCCAAAUCUCCUGCUUGCAAGGAAACAGUGCUGCCGGAAAGAUCCUGCAGCCCUCUUGUCUUGGCUAAACGGAACUCUGACCCCAGGCACGGCCUUGGGACCCUGCUGCAAACUGGGUGCGUAUACAGAGGACAGCUUAACCCCUUAGCGGAGGAAUGGAUAACGUUCUCCCGGUUGAUUCAGACCUCUUCUCAAACAUCUCCACCAACACCUCGGAGCCCAAUCAGUUCGUGCAGCCAGCCUGGCAAAUUGUCCUUUGGGCAGCUGCCUACACGGUCAUUGUGGUGACCUCCGUGGUGGGCAACGUGGUGGUAAUGUGGAUCAUCUUGGCCCACAAGAGAAUGAGGACAGUCACCAACUAUUUCCUGGUGAACUUGGCCUUCGCGGAGGCCUCCAUGGCUGCAUUCAACACAGUGGUGAACUUCACCUACGCUGUCCGCAAUGAGUGGUACUAUGGCCUGUUCUACUGCAAGUUCCACAACUUCUUCCCCAUCGCUGCCGUCUUUGCCAGUAUCUACUCCAUGACGGCCGUGGCCUUCGAUAGGUACAUGGCCAUCAUCCAUCCUCUCCAGCCCCGGCUGUCGGCCACAGCCACCAAAGUGGUCAUCUGUGUCAUCUGGGCCCUGGCUCUCCUGCUGGCCUUCCCCCAGGGCUACUACUCGACCACAGAGACCUUGCCUAACAGGGUGGUGUGCAUGAUCAAAUGGCCAGAACAUCCCAACAAGGUUUACGAGAAAGUGUACCACAUUUGUGUAACUGUGCUGAUCUACUUCCUCCCCCUGCUGGUGAUCGGCUAUGCAUACACCGUAGUGGGAAUCACACUGUGGGCCAGCGAGAUCCCCGGGGACUCCUCUGACCGUUACCAUGAGCAAGUCUCUGCCAAACGCAAGGUGGUCAAGAUGAUGAUCGUUGUGGUAUGCACUUUCGCAAUCUGCUGGCUACCCUUCCACGUCUUCUUCCUCCUGCCCUACAUCAACCCAAAUCUCUACCUGGAGAAGUUCAUUCAGCAGGUCUACCUGGCCAUCAUGUGGCUGGCCAUGAGCUCUACCAUGUAUAACCCCAUCAUCUACUGCUGCCUCAAUGACAGGUUCCGGGUGGGCUUUAAGUACGCCUUCCGGUGCUGCCCCUUCAUCAGUGCCAGUGACUACGAGGGACUUGAAAUGAAAUCCACCCGGUACCUCCAGACCCAGGGCAGCGUGUAUAAAGUCAGCCGCCUGGAGACCACCAUCUCCACAGUGGUGGGGAAUCACGAGGAGGAGCUGGAGGAGGGCCCCAAGGCCACACCCUCAUCCCUGGACCUGACCUCAGACGGCUCCUCUCGCAGCGACUCCAAGACGGUGACAGAGAGCUUCAGCUUCUACUCCAACAUGCUCUCCUAGACCCCAGCGCCUUCAGCAGAGGCAGCCACCAUCGUCUUUGUCUUGUUUCACUUCAUGCAUGAAUAAUUCCUUGAUCUGGAAACCAUCAGAAACACCCCAACACUGGGGCUUGUGAAAAUGGUCAGAAUGGUUUAGGGAAAACAUUCCAUCCCAGACUCUUCCCUGUUUUUGCCACCCCCAUGCUGUGUGACCCAAGGCAAAUCAGUCUCUGAGCCUAUAGGAUGGGAAGACUGGGCUUAAUUUUCUCUGCAAUUCAUUCCAUGAUUCUGGAAUGAACUUUGGCUGCAUGUGAGCACUCAUUUCAAGAUGAAUCCUGCAAUGCGGCAACAGAUCCAACUGAUCUGUUUGCCUAGAGCCUCUGUCUUACUUCAGUACUGUCAUUCUCAUUAUGUUCGGAUCACCUUCCUUUAGCUGGUAGCCUCUUUCACUUGAUAGGCUGGACAAAAGAAGGAACGAAAUAAAAAUCUGAAUGAAAGAUUUAACCCCAUCUUACAGGCUCCCGUGAAAAGAAGACAAAGUGUUCCUUUUAGGCAUCUCAGUAUUUUAGGAUAUCAUGGGAUUGAGAGCCUAAUAUUCAUCUGCCUUAUGUCUAUGUCCCCAGAGGCUGUCCUGAGAAACUGAUGCAGGCAGAAUAUGUCCAUUGAUGCCAAGUAAUGUCUGUCAUAAACCAAGA